Sabethes cyaneus is the source of this 1639-nucleotide messenger RNA. RefSeq lists its product as uncharacterized. The transcript has a single exon. The coding region runs from base 406 to 1410 and encodes 334 amino acids. Gene Ontology annotation, cellular component: nucleus; DNA ligase IV complex; DNA-dependent protein kinase-DNA ligase 4 complex. Lineage: Eukaryota; Metazoa; Arthropoda; Insecta; Diptera; Culicidae. Gene Ontology annotation, molecular function: DNA binding. The record is from RefSeq and is a predicted model, not a curated record. Gene Ontology annotation, biological process: double-strand break repair via nonhomologous end joining; positive regulation of ligase activity; DNA recombination.
CGGCAUUCGGCUGUCGGUUCGGUUGUCGCAUUUCGUUGUCAUUGGUUGUGAUUCGCGAACGUGGGUGAACGAUUCCUGAUACUGGAUUCAUUCAUUUACAAUAAAUUGGUUAACUCUAGCAUUACCCGCGCUACACAAUAGUGUACAGAGAAGGCAUCUUCGGAAGACGUACUUCGCUCUUCCCGUACUUUCACUCUACCUUAUAGUUGACACCGUACGCAUACGCAAAACGCAGCAUCGCACACAUCUCCAGAGGAAUCUGGAAGCUACAGAAGCGAAAAAAAAGAGUGCCGUAUUUCACAGCUCACUGGAAAAGUGUAAUAUACAGUUUGUUUUCUACUAAUUCCUGUUUGAACCUGUCAACAACAGCAGACUGUUUCAUUUGCAAAAUAUUUGAUAAACACGAUGGAGCUUGAUUACGAUAAUAUUUAUCUGAAUAAAUUGCCGAUCACGGCAGCCACGGGGGACAGCGCUUGGAACCACUACGCCCUAGUGGAAAGUACCUGGGGCGAGCGGAAAAUUCUACUGAAGAUAAUCGUUUUCAGUCCGAUCUACAACACUCCAUUGAGUUUUCUAAGCGAAAUUGACCACGAAGUGCUUCAGCAAACGGCAAUUCGACUGGAAAAAAGUCUGGAUGAUUUCUUGGCAGAAACGAAGACUGCUCUGUGUACCGAUGGUGGCGCGUCUGGUUUUAGCUACUCGGUGGAAGAUAACAAUUUCGUUUGGCGUAAAAUUGGUGGUCCCUUAACGGUUACGUACGGUUCGGUUAUUCUACUCCGUUCGCCGUGUCUGCUAUCGGAUGUGUUGCAGAAUUCGAUCAAUGUUCAGAGUCAUUUGCGGGGUGUAGUUGAACUAAGAAAUAGGAUUUUGCUUGAACUGAAGGAAGAGCAUGAAGAGCUUCUUGAGUUUCAGCGCCAGCAGGAGGAAGAUAAUCGUCUCUACGAAAUCGAGUUGAUUACGAAAUGCAUCAGCAUUCUGAACGAAAAGAAAGAGGUAAUCAAUCAUAUGAAGAAGCAACUGGCGGAGGAUGACGAUGAUGAAUUAGGCAGUACUCCGCAGCAACAACAGGACGAGGCUGGUGACGGAUUGGAGGGACGUUCGACGGUAGGUGGGGCACCGGCUACGGUGGGACACGAUACAGAGUCCGUAGGUCGCAAAAGUUCGUCGGUAAUCGAUUUCAGUGACUCGGAUGCAUUCGAUAGCCCGCUACACGAACAGGAAGAACUAGAGCACAACCUUCCCAAGCGGACGAAAUUCCAGCUGGUAGCACCAAGGAGUUCGACCUCCACAUCGGGCACGUCGUCGACCGUCACAGCAACCGGUAAAGGUACAGAAACUGGCGGCGGUGGCAAUAGUGAGGAAAAAGAUAUUUACAACCGGGAUACUGAGGAACUGCUGCAGAAUAUGUAGGAAAGAGGAGAUUGAAUAAAUGACUAAUAGUGCAAUCUAACGUACUUUUUUUUAGAAUUAGAAGUAACUAAAAUAUAUAAAAAUAUUUAUUUGUCUUUCUCGAAAGAGGUAUGAUUUAACGAGGAGUUUCUCUCUUUCGUGAUAGUAUUUGAAAAGGGUCAGCACAUAUGUAUGUCAUUUACAUUAUGUAUUCUUAUCGUUCGUGUGUCAUAAAUUGUACCUAUAAAUA